ACGUCAAUUUCAUAGAGAAGUCGACAACAACAAAAACAAUGAAAAUUAAACAGAAAAUUACUCGAUUUUAAAUCAAAAUUAAAAUGGAAGUGUUUAGGUCCGAAACAUAUUACAUAUUUGUUCGAAAUGAAUCUAGUCUCUGGUGGAAUCGGGUAACUGGUGCGUUUUCCGUCCGUUCAGCAUGGGAUCUUUCUGAUAUAGAAGAUAUAGAAUGCUUAGGUAUAACAGAGGGCAUCAUAGGAAAAGUAGAACAUUCCAAUGUUUAUGAACCACGUCUUAUGAUAAUAAAAGAAUCUGUACCAGUUGGCCAAAUUUAUUUCCACCAUACUAUUUAUAAAAUUAAAUCAAUAUGUUUUCUGAACAUGGGUAUGACAAAUCAAGAACUAGAACUAUGUCCAUGCACAAAACACGGUUCGUCAUCAUCUGUAAAUUCAAAUAGAUCCAGUAACAGAAAAAUGGGUGCAAGGUUAUUUGAAAAUUCUGUAUUUUUGAAUAAAACUGUUGGGGCUGUUAAAAAUGUUAGCAAUACAAUAAAAACAACUACUCAACAAGCUGCUACUCAGGUAAAGCAAACUGUGAAGAAACAGAGAGAUGUGAAAUUGGAUGACAAAUUUGAGAAGAGGCUUACAGAUGAACUACAUAAGAUUUUUGAUGAUUCUGACAGUUUCUAUUAUUGUAGAACAUUAGAUUUGACAAACAGUCUACAAAGGCAAUAUGAGAUAGAGAAAAUUCUUGAAACAGAGGAAAAUGUGUGUAAACCCAUCACAGAUUUAACUAGAUGGUGGAAGUAUGUUGAUGAUAGAUUCUUUUGGAAUAAAUAUAUGUUGAAGGAUAUCAUAGCAUUGGAGAGCCCUGCCUGUGAUGAAUGGGUGCUACCAAUAAUUCAAGGAUACAUACACCUAUCUCAAAUAGCCUGUGAGCCCGCAGAUGUUAAUCCACUGAAUACAGAGUCCCUAUCUAGUAAUAACACUUCCGAUGAUACUUUCACCCUUGGUCUUAUAUCAAGAAGAUCUAGAUAUCAGGCUGGAACCAGAUACAAUCGUAGAGGGAUAGAGCCAAGUGGUAAAGUAGCCAACUAUGUAGAGACAGAGCAAAUUGUAUCACUUGUUUGCUCUGACAGCAUACAUCGAGCUUCGUUUGUACAGGUCCGCGGAUCCGUGCCAAUAUUCUGGAGUCAGCCAGAAUACAAGUUCAGACCACCGCCUCGGCUUGAUAGAACGGAAGAAGAGUCACACCAAGCCUUCAAGAAACACUUCGAAGACGAACUAAAUAUUUACAAGCAAGUGUGUAUCGUGAACCUGGUAGAACAGCAAGGCAGAGAGAAGAUUAUAUGGGAGACGUAUGGAAACCACGUGUUAAAAUAUAAUAGCCCCGAUAUUAUUUACGCUACAUUUGAUUUUCAUGAAUAUUGUCGCGGUAUGCACUAUGAAAACGUCAGUAUACUGAUUAAUGCUAUCGCAGACGUCAUAGAUGAGAUGCGAUUCUGUUGGCGCGACGACCGCGGUCUCAUUUGCGGCCAAAAUGGCGUCUUUCGUGUGAAUUGCAUCGAUUGUCUCGAUCGCACUAACGUUGUACAGACUGCAAUUGCAAAGCUGGUGUUAGAGCUUCAGCUGCGUCGCCUUGGCUUAGGCGGUGGUGGUCUCCCGCCCGCUCUACGACAGGCUUUCUUGUCUAUGUGGGCAGACAGCGGUGAUGUCAUCUCACGGCAAUACGCUGGGACUAAGGCUCUGAAGGGAGAUUACACCCGAACGGGCGAGAGAAAGCUUACGGGUAUGAUGAAAGAUGGCGUUGCUUCAGCAAAUAGAUACUACUUGUCAACGUUCAAAGACGCGUUGCGUCAAGUGGCAAUAGAUGUGAUGACGGGGGAGUCCCGCUCGAUCCCCGAACAACUGAUUGUGCCCUGUAAUAAGUGCACUAGUACCGGCAUCAAGCUUGAUGUGUUUAAUUUGGAACAACCAGCUCCUAGUACAGAAGCGAUGGCCCAGCACGUGAAGUCACUGAUUGACGAUUGCAAGAAACUUCUCGUCGAUACGGAACCGGUUUUGGGCUCGUGGGGGCUUAUUGAUGCCGAUCCACAUACGGGUGAUCCCCACGAGACAGAGAUGGAUAGUGUGUUGGUACUGACGAGCGAAGCGUAUUACGUCACUGAUUACGAUGAGACGUCUGACCGGCUGCUAUCGGUACAGAGGGUUGCAUUGGGUGACGUCACGGCUGUGGAACUGGGGACACUGGACACAAAUUCUACAAUAUUUAGCGUAGGCCGCAAAAGUACCACCGAGCCGGUCCACUGUAUUCGUAUUAAUUACGUUUAUAAUACGGAAGCCGGCUAUUUCCACAUGUUCCGAUCGACAACAUUACGAUUCUUCAAUAAUAUGGCCAUCGUUAUCAACACUAAGGAUGAAAUGAUAGAAUCGCUACACUCGAUCUGUGAGUCCAUAAUGGUAGCUCGCGACAUCGCUAAAUUGCCUCCAAUAACCUUCCACGAUGGCAUCAAAUUGGAAAGGAGAAAGUCAAAGGUCCAUCCAAGUCAAGGUGGUGUAGGUCGGUCUUCUCUUUACGUCGAUCUGUCACGGCUUCCCACUCUCACCAGGAAUGUAAGCGAGACGCAGCUAGUCGCUGAUAUACGGAGUGUUGGUUCAAAAGCUCUUACAAACAUGACGGAGCAAUUCAGUAAACUUAACAAAUUAAGUCAUACGCUCAACGCUAGAGCGCGCCCCAGUCUACAACUUAAAUUCGAUCAAAGUGCCGCGAGAACACGAAAAAUGUUCACAUUAGGAAACAAAGCGGAUAACAAGAAAAAAGGCAGCCUCUCAGACGGAAUGAGCUCGGACUACUCUAGCGAUGACGAAAAUAGAACAAAUAUCUUCGAGCCGACCUUGGACAACUUCGAAAACAUGCAACAUUACAUAGGAGAUCAACAGAAAAAAGAUGACGAUUGUGAGUUAAUCGAAAAUCCACUUUACUCCUCCAAAAUUGAACCGCACGAAGAACCAUCUACCUCCACUCCAACGGAAAAGCCAGCAUCAACUCCACAGCCACAGAAAACGAACCCCUUCGAUUUAGAAUCGACCCCACAAAUUCAUAUCGACUCGGACUUCAAACCACUUCCGCCGAACUCUUUGUUGCUAUCCCAGAAAUUGUCGCAAAGCUCAAGUCACAUUUUCGACGAUUCUACGCCCGAGGGGGUCAAUUAUCACGUGAGGUCCAACUCGCAGCAUGAGAUAACGCUGAAUAUUGCUACGUCUCAUAGUGAGAGCGCAUUACGGCAGCUCAGAAAUAUCGCCAGUCCGGUGUCGAGUGCUCGUGAUAUGGUUUUAUCGCCGCUGUCAAAGUUAGCUAAAGGGGUUCAAACUCUCGGCGCCAACUUGGAUCCAAGGAAAAUUAAGGGUACAGCCGCAGUGAAACAAAUAAGUGAAGCUCAAUAUGAAGAACAUAAAAAAUUGCAAGAGAAAUGGCAAGGCUGUAGCACUCGACUUGUUGCUCUCUAAGUAUUGCCAGUUAAUUGAAUUUACCGAAAUUAAUAUUUUGAAAAGGAUAAUUGUAUUAUGAAGUUACAAUAAUUGAUUUUAAAACCAUUCCGACAUUUUGAAUUGUUUCAACAACCUGACUAAAUCCCGUGUUCUAGAACGUCAAUGAAACUUAAAUCUAGUUACUAGAGUUGUCAAACCAUUUUUUAUGCAUGAAGUUAUUUGACACUUGACGCUCAAGAUGAGAUUAUGACUUGAGAUACAAAUAAGAAUAUGGAUAUUCGGUCUCAGUUGAAAAUUUAUAUUAAAAUCUGUGAAAUUGUAGUAUUGCAUGAUAGCAUUAAAAAAAAUAUUCAAUAGCUUUAUUUUUACUAAAGAUUCAGUAACAUUGAUACAAAUAUUGCAGUACAAUAUCCAUUUUAAUUAUUUAAUACAUAUUUUUAAUAAAGUAUUUAGCUUCCCAAAUAUAUUAUACCCGCCUGAAUGUGAAAACGAUAGUUCAAUUUUAGACGAAGCUUAGUAAAGCUGAUUUGCAGGGUUAUGUAGAUUAGAUUGUGUGUACUUGUACGAAUUUAGAUACUAGAGGCUGUUCGUAUGGGAAAAGGUAUAACUGUCGUUAGAAUAACCUGUCUAAAAAUUGACCUAACCUUUUAAAUUUACUAAGUGAUAUCUAUGACAGGUAUAGAUAUAGAACAGUGUUGCCAUGUUCAAUCUUGCCAAUUUAUUUGUAUGUAUGCUAACAAAUCGUUCCAAUUAUAAACGCACCAUAGAUGCGAAAAUAAAAGUUUAUGUUCUGUUUUAAUGACUAUAGAAUGUUUUGUUGUUGUCACCGUUUGUGGUGGAGCAAAUGUAACAAAACAAAUGAGGAUUUCUAAAUUUGACCUAUUGAUACUAAUCUUAAAUUAAUUAUGGUAUAUACAGUCGUGGUCAACUAAUUAGGGACAUGCAAGAUAGUGAAGAACAAUAACCGGUUAUGUACAUACAAAUAUAAAACCCUAUUGAUUUCUCAGUAACUAUUAUUUGCAUAAUUUGGUCCGAUUAUUAUGCUUUAAAUGGCUGUAAAUAAAAGAUUAAAUAAGUAGAAAAAAGUAUUUAAUAUCAAAGGUUGAAUAUGUAUUCAAUUUUAAGGUAUAAUUCUGUAGCUGGACAUUUAAUUAAGGACAGUAAACUAUAAUGAAAAAUAGAGUUAAACAAAACUAAUAAUCUGCAGUAGUAUAAUAUCUUUAACAGCUCCAUUUUAUUACGUGUAAAAUCAGUACCCAGUAGCAAAACCUUUGUUAGUAAUUACCGCUUGAGUAAUUACCUACAAUAAGUGGCUACUUUUUUCUUGAUUUCGUGCCAAAGGUGCUCGAUUGGGUUAAGGUCCGGGCUAUUUGCUGGCCAAUCUAGCACCGAUACUGACUGACUGGUAAGAAACGACUUGACUGAACGGGCGGUAUGUUUCGGGUCGUUAUCAUGCUGAAACGUCCAUAUAAUAGGGAGAUGCUCCUCAGCAUAGGGAAGCAUCGUUUCCUCCAAUAUUGCCUUGUAUUGAUGUUGGUCUAAGUUACCCUGAACUUUCCUCACAGGUCCCACUCCACGUCCAGAAAAUGAACCCCACAUUUUAAUGUUUCCACCGCCAUUCACCUGCUUUUUUGUGAAUCUUGGAUUCAUUUCCGCUUUUACUGGACGCCGUACGUAUUGAAUUCCAUCUGAAGAAAUCAAAUUAACCUUGGUCUCGUCAGAGAAUAAUACAUGUUGCCAUUGGGCGUAGGUCCAAUGUCCAUAUUUACGUGCAAACGCCAAACGAGCAUUUCUAUGUUCUUUCUUCAACAACGGUACUUUGCGAGCCACUCUUCCGAACAACUCUGCUUCUACCAGACGUCGUCGAACGGUCCUCGCUGAGACACCAGCUCUUUCGUCUGUCCCAAACACUUCGUGUUUAAUUAAAAUAGAGCCUAGAAACGGAUCUUUCUUAGCUAACCUGGUUAUCAUUAUAUUUUCUUACGGAGUUGUUUUUCUCGAUCUUUUUGUUCUGGGCACAUUUAAAUGUGUGUUAUUGCGUCUGACAUUUAAAUGUUCUGCUAUUCUUCGGUAUGGCCAACCAUGCUCGACAACAAACUUCAUGAUAAUUUUUCGUAGUGUUGGAUCGCAACUUUUAUUUUUACUCAUUUUUCUUAAAAAUAUUUUUCAAAACUUAUAAUAAAUAUCGGGAUUGCCGCCAAAACUACCACGAAACAAUAAGAGAAGAAGUAAAAAAGUAUUGAGAUUCAAAUUUUGAAAAUAGAACGCAAUAUCUCAGUGUCCCUAAUUAAAUGGCCAGCCAGCAUUAUUUGAACAAAUAGCACUACGAUAAUCUAUCAGCUAUACUGUAAAGAGGCUUAAUGUUUAAGAAGUUGUUAUUGUUUGUAUAAUCGGGCACAUAAAUGACUAAUUAUACUUACAUGUAAGAGAUAUGGAAUAUGGUUUAGACUCGUUGGAAAAUAAAAAAUAAAUUCACAAUUCACUUUAACCAAAGAGUGUCACUAAUUAGUUGACCACGACUGUAUAUAAUUAAUUAAUAUUUUUAAAGCAAAUUAUUCUUAAUUCUAUUCUAGAGAAACAAUAUUUAAGGCUUCCCAAUUUUUCAAGCAAGGACCGGACCUAGAUAUACUUAGGAGACUAUACCUUUUCUCUAAUUGUAUUGUUACCAUAGAGUAGAAUGCCUGGUGAAUUUAAAGAUAAACGCUUCAUAAAACAUUCCUAAACAUAAGAUUAUAUCCUCUUUACAUUAAUAAAGUAUAAUGUCAAUUAUUUCGCGGUUAAUGUCACAAUCGUAAAAUGUAUACUAUGUUAUUUUUAAAUUGUACAGUAGGCCUCUUAGCCUCGAUACACGGACCUAAUUUAGCUGAACUACAAGCCGGUGCGUUCAGUAACAGCUUACUCACCUCGUGUAAGCGGCUUUGAAUAAUCAUGAGUGGAAAGUCUGUCGCGAACACUCGCUUUUGCUUUUGAACUUAUUAUGUUAAGUAAACAUUUAACAUGAAGUCGACAUAGUAAUGUAGACACAAAUAAUACAGUAUAAAAUAGCAAUUAUAAUGUUUCAGUAUUACAUAGAAAUAAUUUGUUAAAUUGCAAGAUACGUUUAAAAAUAUUAUAUAAAAGUAUUGUCUUAUAUGUCUUUACGCUGUUUAGAUGUAUUUAAUAAUCAAAUUAAUAUCGCUAUGACUUUUCUAUAAAUCUACACUGUAUAGUCUGUGCUGCGCUAAUGUUGCCAACAAAUAACAAUAUGCUGAAUUAUACAUGAUUUGGUAAAUAUUUAUAAAUUUAUAAUACAUUACAUUUUAUAAGCACUACACUGAAUUUAGUUUUAAAAAUAUAGCUGUUACAGUGUUAUUUGAAGGCUUUUGUGAAAUAUUUAUUUAGAUAGUAAUAGAAAAAAAUAUGUAGAAUAUACUCUCAAACAUUAUUAACGACACUGUUUUAUUCAUAAUUAGACAAGCAUUUAAUCAUAUUUCAUAAACUGCUGAUUCUAGUAUUACGCUGAUCAUCGGCCCUUACACUUAAUCGUUUGUUAAAGGGUCGUUGCGAUCAGCUAUGAUUUAUUUAUAGCAAAAAGUCAAACAAUAGUAUACCAAUUAAAGCCUUUCUUAUAUUUUUUUUCGUUACGUCGUUUUGUAAUUGUUUUCGGCAGUAAUUUUUUUUUUAAUUUUCACGAUCGAAACUACGCGCUGACAUUUCAGCGCCACCUAACAGCUUAAAAUAAAAUCUGCCUUAGUCUAUGGUUACAUUUGUGGUACCAUUUAUGUGUUAUAUUUCUAUCAAACUGUAUAUCGAAAAAUAAACAGAGAUAUAGGUUCGAACAUGUUCUACUAAAUUAACUCAAGACAAUUCUUUACAUUGUUAUUUUAUUUAGUUCCUAUAACAUUCCCAAAAUGAUUUCGAUAAUAAUCAAUACUUAUAAAAUUCUGUUUUAUUAUUACUUCUUAUCCUUAUUAAAUAUACUAUAUUUAAAAUAACAGUAUUAGGUUUCCAAUAGAUAUAAUAUGUGUGUUUUGUAAAAUAGCAUAGAACCAAUCUAGUGAUAAAGCUUUAGUCUUGAACGAAAAACGCUGCGAAUUAAUUAAUUAAUAUAAUCAUACAUAUACUGUGUAUUUUAACUAUAUACCUUGUAUAUAGUCUAAACAUGGCUCAAUUUACUUCCUUCCUAGGUUCUCCAAUACAGCAUAUAAAGUAAAAUUAUUAGUGAGUUACGCUUAACUGAUUACUAGAUAUAAUUGCUUUUGACUUUUCAAUAGAAAUCAAUUAAUUUUUUUAGAUUCAUUUUCUCUAUGAAUAGUAAAACUUUGACCUAGGUCUGUGUUAAGCGCAGGAGUCUGACUUGAAUAGCCAACGAGUAGUUUCACAAAACUAUAAUUUUAAAUAAAAAUAUUUCGUAAAAUAUAUUAUUGUACUAGGAGAAACUUCUAGCGUAAAAUAUUUUCAAAGAACUCAUGCGUUUUCCUUUGAGUGCAACGAGUCUAAAAAAGAAAUUUAUGUUAACGGUUAAUAAAAAAAUAUCUCAAUAUAUUUUUAAGAUCCACUUUUGCAAUAGUUUCAUACCAAAUGUGUUGCAUCUGUUUCUGUAAAUUGUGUUACAUCUGUCCAUGCUUUGUGAA
Molecule: messenger RNA, 8083 nt
Organism: Pieris brassicae (large cabbage white)
Lineage: Eukaryota; Metazoa; Arthropoda; Insecta; Lepidoptera; Pieridae
Gene: sp3
Product: phosphatidylinositide phosphatase SAC2
Exons: 18
Coding region: 84-3488 (1134 amino acids)
Biological process (GO): regulation of endocytic recycling; phosphatidylinositol dephosphorylation
Cellular component (GO): clathrin-coated endocytic vesicle; early endosome
Molecular function (GO): phosphatidylinositol-4-phosphate phosphatase activity
Source: RefSeq, a predicted model, not a curated record